Oryza sativa Japonica Group (Japanese rice) is the source of this 740-nucleotide messenger RNA. Its product is annotated as cytochrome c oxidase subunit 6b-2. Gene Ontology annotation, cellular component: respiratory chain complex IV; mitochondrion. NCBI's taxonomy places the organism in Eukaryota, Viridiplantae, Streptophyta, Magnoliopsida, Poales, Poaceae. The record is from RefSeq and is a predicted model, not a curated record.
AUAAUACACUGCCCGGAUGAACAUUCCAAACCCCCAACCAUAUCUCAUCGUAAAAUUUGCAGCUCGUAUAGGACAGUAAACGAAGAAACCAUCGUCGUACGUCGUCCAUGUCUGACGCCCCUCCCAUGGCCGAGAAACCAACUAUCAAGGUGGAGACGACGCCGGGAGACUGGAGGUUCCCGUCGGCCAACCAGACCAAGCGAUGCUUCACGUGCUACAUCGAGUACAACAAGUGCAUAGAAGCCAAGGGUGAAGGGUCCGACGAGUGCACCAAGUAUGCCAAGUGCUACAGAUCCCUCUGCCCCGGGGAAUGGAUCGAGAGGUGGAAGGAGCAGAGGGCAAACGGGACUUUCGCUGGGCCUCUCUGAAACGGGGACAGCGACCGAUCGAUCGACCAUAUCUCUACAUAUAUCGAUCGGCUACAGCUAAUAAUACCAAUCAAUCCUGUAUGCAAUGUCGUCUCGAUCGUCAGGGUGAAGCCUCGUCGUGACACUCCUAGCUAGUAUUAUGUACACUCAUGACAGUGUCAGUUAUUAAUUGGUUGUUGUGUCUAAUUGCAGUAUUAGUAGCGAACUAGCGAUGCCCCUGCACUGCUGUACAGUGCCGUGACAAGCUACUCUGAAUUUUUUAGAUAGUACGCUAGCUGCACCCGUCAUAAAUUUGGUUGUCUUUGGUUUCGGUUGGCUCUGCUUCCAUGUUGCUCUACUACUAGUCUACUACUAAUAAUGGGUAAUUAGCUA